This is a messenger RNA of Rosa rugosa (rugosa rose), 1472 nucleotides long. RefSeq names its product 2-methylene-furan-3-one reductase-like. The coding region runs from base 291 to 1322 and encodes 343 amino acids. The transcript has 4 exons. The record is from RefSeq and is a predicted model, not a curated record. Lineage: Eukaryota; Viridiplantae; Streptophyta; Magnoliopsida; Rosales; Rosaceae. Gene Ontology annotation, molecular function: zinc ion binding; oxidoreductase activity, acting on the CH-CH group of donors, NAD or NADP as acceptor.
AUGCACAGUCACAAUUGGCAUGAAAAUUCAUACAUCUAACCGAAGACAGAUCAUUCAAACCUUGGAUGAUAUGGUCACGGCUUACGUUCAUUUCGUUUUUUCACAAUUGUCACUGCUUACGUUCAUACAACAAUUUUGAAUUUGGACAAUGAUCCAUCUAGAUGCAUACCUCCCAUGAUAAGAUGGCAGCUUACACAUUUUUCUUAACUUUCACCCUAUUAGUUCUAUAAAGCGCACUCUGGAAACGUCUGCCACUGCAAGCUUUACUUUUUGCCCUACAUCAAUCAUCAAUGGCUGCAGCUCCAAGUGAGUACAUACCCUCUGUAUAUGGGGCUUGGGUCUAUUCAGAGUAUGGAAAAACUGCAAAUGUUCUGAAAUUUGAUCCAAAUGUGGCUGUUCCUGAAAUUAAAGAGGACCAGGUGCUGAUCAAGGUGGUUGCUGCUUCUCUUAACCCACUUGAUUCCAGAAGGGCUCUUGGUCUCUACAAGGACAUAGAGGGUGAUACUACCUUACCUACAAUUCCAGGGUAUGAUGUGGCUGGUGUGGUGGUGAAGGUAGGAAGCCAAGUGCAGAAGUUUAAGGUGGGGGAUGAAGUGUAUGCUUGUUUGAGUAAUAGCAAUGAGAUUCCCCAAUAUCAUGCUAAGAAUAGCCAUGGGGAUCUCAAUGAGAAAGCAUUGGUGAAACCAAACAGGCUGGGGUCUUUGGCAGAGUACACUGCUGCAGGAGAAACCAUGUUGGCUCUCAAACCCAAAAAUCUGAGCUUUAUUGAAGCUGCUAGCCUUCCCUUAGCUAUUGAGACUGCGUAUGGAGCGCUUGAAAGAACAGAGCUUUCGGCUGGUAAAUCCGUCCUUGUUUUGGGAGGCGCUGGGGGUGUUGGAACACAUGUGAUUCAGCUUGCUAAACAUGUUUUUGGGGCAUCCAAAGUAGCAGCUACUGCAAGCACUAAAAAACUGGAUUUGUUAAGAAGCUUGGGUGCGGAUUUGGCUAUUGAUUACACCAAGGAAAACAUCGAAGACCUGCCAGAGAAAUUUGAUGUAGUCUAUGAUGCAGUUGGGCAGACUGACAAGGCAGUGAAGGCGGUGAAGGAAGGUGGGAAGGCAGUGACAAUAGUCAUAGGUCCAGUAACUCCUCCGGCGUUCAGAUUUGUGCUCACCCCUACAGGGUCUAUCUUGGAGAAACUGAAGCCUUACUUGGAGAGCGGGAAGGUGAAGCCAGUACUUGAUCCCACAGGUCCAUAUCCCUUUUCUAAAGUUGUUGAAGCACUUGGUUACCGUGAGACUUAUAGAGCUACAGGAAAGGUGGUUGUGUACCCUAUCCCAUGAGAUUGAGACUUGCUGUGUCUAUAUUAAUCUAGGAUUCUAUUAAAGAUUUAGUCCAUUUUCACUGUGUAUGCAGCAGUUGCUUGAAGACUUGUAAUACGGGGAUGUAGGAGAUGCUUGUUUAAUAUGUAGAAUAAGAGCUUCUUUACUUUC